Messenger RNA from Frieseomelitta varia, 3584 nucleotides. RefSeq names its product exportin-2 (gene Cse1). Gene Ontology annotation, molecular function: small GTPase binding; nuclear export signal receptor activity. Gene Ontology annotation, biological process: protein export from nucleus; protein import into nucleus. Gene Ontology annotation, cellular component: nuclear envelope; cytosol. The coding region runs from base 133 to 3036 and encodes 967 amino acids. The record is from RefSeq and is a predicted model, not a curated record. The transcript has 16 exons. NCBI's taxonomy places the organism in Eukaryota, Metazoa, Arthropoda, Insecta, Hymenoptera, Apidae.
AAAUUGAAUUUAUCAAAAGCCGGUGUACUGUUGUGUUGUUUGAAGAUAUUUUUCUGCAGAUUUAGUGUGUAUAUAUAGAUAUAUUUUUUUUCGAAACGAGAGUGUACAACGGAAUUUUUACGACAAGCCGGUAUGGAACUUACGGAUGACAAUUUACUUACACUCAGUGAAUAUUUGAAGCAUACACUUAGCCCCGACGUAAAUGUUAGACGGCCAGCCGAAAAGUUUUUAAAGUCAGUUGAAGUAAAUCAAAAUUAUCCGCUACUUCUGUUACAUCUUGUGGACAAGUCUGAAAUCAAUAUAACUAUUAGAAUUGCUGGUGCAGUUGCAUUUAAAAAUUAUGUAAAACGUAAUUGGAAAGUGGGAGAAGAUUCUGUGGAUCGUAUACACGCGCAAGAUAGAGAUGCUAUAAAAAAAUUAAUUGUUAAUUUAAUGCUGCACUCUCCUGAUUCGAUUCAAAAACAAUUAUCUGAUGCUGUCUCGAUAGUUGGAAAAUAUGAUUUUCCAAAUAAAUGGCCAGAACUUAUUGACCAAAUGGUUGAAAAAUUCAAUACAGGGGAUUUUCAUGUUAUUAAUGGUGUAUUACAUACUGCGCACUCGUUAUUCAAAAGAUAUAGAUACGAAUUUAAAAGUCAGAGCCUAUGGACUGAGAUAAAAUAUGUAUUGGAUAGAUUUUCUAAACCUUUGACUGAUUUGUUUGUUGCUACAAUGAAUUUAAUGCAGGUACAUGCAAACAAUGUAGAUGCAUUGAAAGUUAUAUACAGUUCUUUGGUGAUUUUGUCCAAGGUGUUUUAUUCUCUUAAUUUCCAAGAUUUGCCAGAAUUUUUUGAAGACAACAUGGCUGUGUGGAUGAGGAAUUUCCAUAUUUUAUUGAACAUAGAUGUCCCCUCCCUACAAUCUACCGAUGAAGAAGAACCAGGAGUUAUUGAACAAUUAAAAUCACAAGUCUGUGACAAUAUUGGCCUUUAUGCUCAAAAAUAUGACGAAGAAUUUCAACCAUACUUACCUGAGUUUGUAACUGCUGUGUGGAAUUUAUUGACAUCAACAGGACAACAACCGAAAUACGAUGCUUUAGUUUCAAAUGCCUUGCAAUUUUUAGCAACAGUAGCUGACCGUGCUCAGUAUAGAAACUUAUUUGAAGAUCCAACCACUUUGAGUAAUAUUUGCGAAAAAGUUAUAAUACCUAACAUGGAAUUUAGAGAAACGGAUAAUGAAUUAUUUGAGGAUAAUCCGGAAGAAUAUAUCAGGCGAGAUAUUGAGGGUAGCGAUGUCGAUACACGAAGACGUGCUGCUUGUGAUUUAGUUAAAGUACUUUCUAAAUAUUUUGAAGCAAAAAUAAUGGAAAUUUUCGGCGCCUAUAUACAGGUAAUGUUGCAAAAUUAUGCUGAGAAACCAGCUGAAAAUUGGCGGAGUAAAGAUGCUGCUAUUUAUCUAGUUACCAGUAGUGCAAGCAAAGCUCAAACUCAAAAACAUGGUGUUACACAAAGCAGCGAGCUUGUUUCAUUACCCCAAUUUGCAAUGCAACAUAUCGAACCAGAAUUGGUCAAAUCAAAUGUGAAUGAAUUCCCUGUUCUUAAAGCUGAUGCCAUUAAAUUUAUAAUGACCUUCAGAUCGAUAUUGCCAAAAGAAAUGAUAAUUGGUAGUCUACCACAAUUAAUUAGGCAUUUAAGUGCCUCAAAUAUCGUAGUUCACACAUACGCUGCUUGCGCGAUUGAAAAAAUACUCGCAAUGAAAGGACCUGAUAAUACACCUUUAGUUAAAGUAAAUGAUAUAUCGCCACUGACAUCGGAUUUAUUAAAGGGUCUAUUUGUGUGUUUAAAUACACCUGGCUCAGAAGAGAACGAAUACGUAAUGAAAGCUAUUAUGAGAAGUUUUGGUAUUCUACAAGAGGUGAUUGUACCAUUUUUAGCAGAUCUUCUUCCAAAACUUACAGAAAAGCUUGCCGUCGUAUCUAAAAAUCCAAGUCGUCCCAACUUCAAUCAUUAUCUCUUUGAAACAUUUGCUUUAUCAAUUAAAAUAGUUUGUAAAACACAUAAAGUCGCUGUAUCAUCGUUUGAAGAAGCACUAUUUCCAAUUUUCCAAGAAAUCUUGCAACAAGACGUUCUAGAAUUCUUACCGUACGUUUUUCAAAUUCUUGCUUUACUUCUGGAAUUACGAACGACUCAAGAUAUGCCAGAAGCAUAUUUGGCCUUGUUCCCCUGUCUAUUGUCAUCCGUGUUAUUUGAACGCCAAGCUAACAUUCACCCAUUAAAUCGAUUAUUAAGAGCUUUCAUUAGCCAUGGUGCACAUCAUAUAGUAGCGCAAGAUAAGACAAAUGGUUUACUAGGUGUAUUUCAAAAAUUGAUCGCUUCAAAAGCCAAUGAUCACGAAGGUUUUCUAUUGUUACAAAGUAUCAUUGAACACUUUGCACCGAAUAUAUUGGAACCAUAUAUGAAACAAAUUUUCAUAUUACUGUUUCAAAGACUUUCAUCUUCGAAAACGACAAAAUUCGUAAAAGGUCUAAUCGUAUUUUUUGCAUACUAUAUUAUUAGAUAUGGUUCAAAUAAUUUGGUUACAAUUAUAGAUGAAAUACAGCCUCGAAUGUUUGGUAUGGUUUUGGAACGUGUACUGAUAGCAGAUAUGCAAAAAAUAUCGGGCGAUAUUGAACGAAAAGUAACCGCAGUCGCAGUGUCGAAUUUACUAAUCGAUUAUCCAACGAUGCUAGAAAGGCCAUACAAUACAUAUUAUCCUCGUUUAUUAACGACGUUGGUAGAAUUUUUUGAAUUACCACAGGAUCAGACUACAUUAACUGAAGAUAAUAUAUUCCCAGAAACUGAAGAUACACCUGGGUAUCAAGUAGGAUAUAGUCAAUUGCUUUGUGCAAAAAAUCCCCCGAAGGAUCCUCUGGAAGCUAUUGGUGACGUACGUUUACAUUUAGCACAAGGAUUAGCGAGAUUAUCGCCGAGACAAUUACUUAGUAUUCUCGACCAAAUCCCAGAACCUAAUGCAAACCAUUUGAGGGGCUAUCUCCAAACGGUUGGUAUUACCGUUGCAUAAUACGAGCUAGAUGUCCGAGAUAGACUAAAAAUUCAUCUGAUUGCUCGGAAAAUAAACAAUAUUGAAUUGAACAAAUUAUAACGAAGGGGCGAAGAAGAAGUUGCUUCUCCGGUAUCUAUGUUAUGAAUACCCACGUGACUGAACAUUGUAUCGUUCGUCUGUCAUGCAAUUUGAACAUUUCAAGAAUUAUUUACCAUUUUCGUGUGAAAUAUUGUUCAGAGCCUGUGACUAGGAAUUAUUAAACAAGAAAAAAAAAAGAAAAAUGCUAAAACUGUAGCACAAAAAUCACUGAAGAUAAUCAACUGCUGCAUAUUAUUUAUAUGUAAAAACAUUCCCAAGGAAUUAUUUAAAUCACUUUUCAGAUCAGCUGUUCCCUUGUUUAAUAAAUAUGUGAAUAUCCAAUUACGUGACGUAUUGACUAACGUGGCCUGUGGGUAAAUCAGUCGUUGAAUAAUUUUUAAACUUGAAUGUACAAUUUUUAAUGCGUACUAUAUCUCUGUAAAGAUUGUUGAAGAAAAAUUUUGAUCGCAUUUUAUAUUUCAAAGAAA